AAAAACGAAACAAAAAACUAGAUGUAAGGCGGCAUGGCCGAAUGCACGUAGGCGCACGUGUGCCAAUCUUGUGGGUGUGAAUGCACUUUGAGCACGAAAGCUCACGAAAUGGCAACAGUCGUCGUUCUCGGCGGUGGAAUCAGUGGCCUCACCACGGCAUACUACCUUUCCACUCUUGGGAAGGAAGCCGUGAAAAAAAUCUUGCUCAUAGAAAGGACUGCGCGCCUGGGUGGCUGGAUUCGAUCCACUGCACUACCUGAUGGGACAGUAUAUGAACAUGGGCCUAGUUCAUUGCGUGCUGGUGGUAAAUCUGGACGAAACGCCUUACAGUUGGCUCAGGACCUGGGAUUGUCUGAGCAUGUGCUGGCAGUGCCUCUCUCCUCACCAGCAGGGCAGGAGCGACUGGUGCUGAACAAGGGCCGCCUAACCCCGCUGCCUAGCACCUUCAAGGAGAUGCUGUGGCCUGGUCAGAUGUUUCGCACCCCCCUGCUGCUGCCUCUUCUGAAGGACCUAUUCUUUGCUGGCCGCCCUAGUAUGGGCAGCGACGAGAGUGUUCACGACUUCAUGGGAAAGCGCUUCAACAAGGAAGUUGCCGACUACAUUAUGGAUCCCGUGACACGCAGCCUGUGUGCUGGCUGCUCGAAGGAAAUCAGCUUCCGGUCGCUGCUGCCUAAUGUCUUUGAGGGUGCCAUGAUGCAUGGCUCGUUGGUCAAGGCUCAGGUAAAGCAGACCAAUGAGGCCCAGAAUACCGUGAACAUGCUGAAAAUGGAAGAAGGUGGUGCUGACAGCUUGGCUGCCCGCUCUAUCGGAUGGUCCGUAUGGAGCCUACGCCGUGGCCUGCAGCAGCUGUGCGACACCCUCGCGGAAAAACUGGACGAAGCACCCAAUGUCCAUGUGUACGUCAAUGAAGCCAACGUGUCGUUGAAACCAAGUCCUGAGGGCCAAAUCUUGGUGUCAUUUGCAGAGUUAGCAAUGCCUGUGGAUCACAUCUUCAGCUGCAUUCCAGCACGAAAGCUGUCCCAACUACUGAUCCAUGAUUGGCCAGAGCUUGCUCAGUCUCUGCUGUCUAUACCAUCUGUCCAUAUAGCAACUGUCAACUUGGAGUUCAAGGGUCAGUUGCUUUCCCAUAAGUUCUCAGGGAUCAUGGUUCCUUCCUUUGAGGUCCCUCACCUGCUUAACAUCAGCUUUGACUCUUGCUGUUUUCCUGAGCACGACGGCCAGUAUGACACGAAGACCCGCAUGACGGUUCUGAUGGGGGGCCGUUGGUUUAAGCAAGCUUUUGGAGAAGUGGACAGUGCCGACCCAGAUGUCAUAUUGGAAGCCGCUAAGGACGCUGUCAGGACAUAUCUUCACAUUGAUGAGCCACCUGUCAGGCACCAUGUGAACGUGCUCAAGGAAUGUGUUCCACAGUAUCUGGUUGGCCAUCUCGAGCGCAUGUCAAACAUUUGUGAGACUAUCACCGAUCACAAGCUGCCUUUGACCCUGCUCGGAUCAUCCUAUCGAGGACCGUCUGCCAACGAGUGCAUCUAUCAUGCAAAGCAAGGUGUUCAGGAGUAUCUAGAAACCCUACAUGCAUAGUUGACAUUUAUGUCAUGUUCUAGUAUGUUGACUGUAACCAAUGCAGCAGUGUGUUGUCUGCUGCACUUUUCGGCUGGGAGCUGAAAUAUUAGUAUCAUCUACGAUGUGUUUUAUCGAGUACGAUACAAAUGCUGUACAGCAGGGGUUGCAAAUAUUUUUGACAUGGUGGAAGCUAAUAUAGCUUUUCAAUGUAGUGGGGAACCCUGCAUGCUUCUUCCAUGUCUCCCCUCUCACACCUACCUGCCAGAUGUGCAAGAGUACAAAUGCACGAUGACCGGGUAAUUUAAUUAAACAGGCUAGUCGCAGAGGUAACGGGACUAAUUUAAUUGUGAAUGGUCACUUUGGUGAAAAGGCGACUGUUUCAGCUCACUCUCGCUGCUUAAUUUUUCAGCUGUGCAGCUGGAGUCACAAAGCAAGCUGCUGAACCAAUUAGUGGUGCAUUGGAGCAGAACAACAAAACGUCUCAGUGCUUUCAUAUAUUGAGGAACUUGCAAUUUCAAUGAGAGUGGCACCCAACUUGCUUGCUGCUGGCAAAGGUUUCGUACGUUUCACCAUGGUUCAAAUACAAGACAAAAAUCAUCACGUGAUUACGAUAAUUCUUGUUUUAAAAAGAAACAGUAUGUUUGCUCUGCAAUUUAGAGAUAGGUUUUGAGAGCGCUGCUCUGGUGAUUGAAGUGUUUUGAACGAGAUAGUGCAGUUGUCAUCAGAGCAAAGGCUUUAUAGCUUUUGUAAAAUAUGUCGAUGCAUGAGGCACACAGCUCUGUAGCUUCGCCAGUAUGCUUCAGCAUCAAAAAUGGUGCAAGACAGGCUGGUUCAGGCAUUGUGCUGAUGCUUGUGCCUUUACGAGGGUGUUUUCACUCUACCUUUACUUGUUACAUAACACAUCACCAUAAGUUUUUUAUUGGUUCACAGUGAAGUGACAGCACCAAUUUCAUUGACUGUGUGACUGCGUGGCCAACUUGGAGGAGAGUAUUCGCAGAGCAAUCGCAAAGAUAAUUUGGUGACUGUAGUAGUUGCAGAGUGACAGAAAUUGCAUUGUCAAGUGGUGAAAAUUGCAGCUUGUGAAAUAGCCUUAAGGGCGGCUGCUUGUUUGUUUUCGUACUCUAAAUCACCUGAAGUGUUGAGGCAAAAGAAUGCAGUAGGUGUGCUGCUCAUUGAAAGGCCACUGGAAGGCAAUGAUUAAGGCGGUAUUGUAGCUAUGGGGGAAGGGUGUUGGAAGAGUGUGGCAGCUCAAGCUGCUUAAGACACUUGCUGGAAUCCACUUUGGACACCCCUGCUUUACAUAAUACUCUCUUUAAGGCUAACAGGCCUAAUUCUUUAAUAAGCUGACCAGUUCAAAAGACCUUUGGAUAUGGUGUACUUGUGUUCAGCUGAACUUUUGAUAGGGCAAAUGUAUUUCCAAUGUCCCUUCAAGUUAGUCCUAAAGGAAGUCUACUUUACUGUCAAGCAUCCAUACAGUGAACAUGAAUAUAACUAAAGUAAACCUAAAAUGUUUCUUACAAUUAUCUGCAUGCAACUAUUAUAUGCUUAUAGUGUAUAUUGUGGUAUUUAACAGCGGUAGUUUUGUGCCAUAUGCAACUUUGUUAUAACAAGGUUUCAUUUAUUGUUAUUGCUUUGGAUGUGGUGAACCAAUGUUCAGCUGAACUUUUGCUAGGAUGAAGAUAUUUCUAAUGUACCUUCAAGUGAGUCUUAGAAGGAGUUUACUGUGCUAUAUUGUAAUGCUUUUGUGCAAGGUGUUUUAGGGACAUUUAGUGAGUAUUUGUGGCAUGCCAGGGUAAUGGUUUUGUGGUGCGAAUGAAUGCACUAUUUUUUUUUAAGAGGGUGCUUCAGAAAGCUGGCAAUAUGCUUGACAUGAAAUAUAAGAAAGGCUGUGAAAAAGCCAGCUUGAAUAUUGACUAUUUUAGUUUAAAAUCUGGGGGCCAUUGUGUUGACCUGUUAAUGUGGAAGGUUUCUUACUGUACUGCACAACAUGUGGCGUUUGCAGUCAUUCAAGUAGUAGAAUACAUUUAUGCUCAUCAUCCCACGAAUGUGCUAAAUGAACACUGCUAAUUGCAAGAGUUCGAAAAAUUCAGUUUGAGAGCAGGUCUUUUUUUUUUUUUUUAACAUUGUGGCACUCAUGUAAAACUGAAAUGUUCUAUGCCACAGAAACAACAAAAGAGGCCAAAAACUUAUGGUUGGUUGGCCAGUUUAUUGUGAUAAAUGCAGGCCAUGCUUCUUUUUGAGUAAACCUGGCUGAGCUUAGCUGUAAUGUUGACGUAAAGUGAAAUGAAAAUGAGGCAAGUAGUCUAGAAGUUACACUGAUGAUUUUUGUGGUGCAUGCGAAGUGAGUGUGAGUCAAGCUUGAACAAUGAUUUCUCAGGUUACAGCACGUGUUUAGAACAGCUGUUGCAUUUCUGCAGUGCAUGUUCAAGAAAUUUUGUGUUGGAACUUUUCUUGUUUAGCUAUUCCUGUUUAUAUUUCAGUUUGUGGUGAUGGUGUAAGCCAAGAUGAGGGGUUGUUGAGGUAGUUUCCAUGUUGCGUUUGUAAGGAUUGUUCUUAGGAUAUUUUUCCUUGAAACAAUUUCUCUUACACUUACUGGAAACAGUUUUUGCUGACUUAUAUGCGGUUACAGUUGAAGCAAAAGUGAGUAAAGUGGUUAAGGUGAGAGGAUUGCGAACAGUCACGCCAUAUUAUACGUACUGGACAUUUGUGUAUGUGUGUGUCUUGUUUGGAUAGGUAUAAAUUGUUUAGUGGAUUUUCUGUCCCUCAUUGAGUGUGAUUACUAGGGGACCUGGUGCGCAUUUGUUUUCUGAUGCAGGUAAGAUUUGAGUGUUUUGCAUGUUAUCUUCAGCAUGCAUAACAUAGACAUAGUGAUGCCUUCAGCUGAACUACAUCACAAUGACCUGGCUAAAAUACCAAUAUUGAUUUUGUAUUGAAUGUGUCAUUUAUAUCCUGGUCAUUAAGUGCCAUUAUGUAUGGUAUGUAAUAGUGCCUUGCUGCAAAGCAGUUGACAGGUAAAUUUGAUUGUGUGUACAGUAGUAUUAAUUCAAGUGCUGUGAAAUCUCAUUGAAGAGCAUUUGCUACUUCAUUUAGGAGCCUAAAUGCAACAAUAAUCAGCGCUUUUAGCAUGCAAGCAAAACCAGUUUCAUUAGAAAAUGGUCCAUUGUUGGUUCUGCCCAUAUUUUGUGUAUUGAAUGCUGUUUAUGCAUUCUGUAGCUUUGCAGAUGUCUGCUAUUCAGUGUUCUUAAUAUUUCUUAAGUGGCAUUGAACAUAUAUUUAAAUAAUUUUUAGUGUGGCAUCAUGUGGCAUCAUUGUGUUAGUAUUGCGCUGCAUGAUAACCAUGCUCUAACCAUGACCUAAAUGUUUUCUAUGUGGUUACUGAUUAAAGUGGCUGCCCUGCAGCAUGUAUAUUUUGCACGUGAUAAGAGCAGGACUAUCUUGCAGCAUAUGAAUUUGAUAAUUCUGUCUGAUUCCUGUCAAAAUAUGUCAUGUUCAAUAUUUAAAAAUAUGGCAACUACUAUCCAUGUAGUUGCCACCUGAUAGUACUAGAAACAGUGUACUAUUAGAUUGUAGGUGGUCCCGAAUUCAUGUACUGUGAACCAAAUCCAUGUUUGUGGUUCUCAUGUGCAGCUUUUAUAGCCCUCUUAGGCUAGCAUUGUCUCUUACCCUCCCAUAUAAGUUGCCUAGGUUUUAGGCAACCCUCUCUUGUGUGAACUCUCUCCUGCCUUAGCCCCUCUUCAAAUGUACUAUGCUAUGUGCUCUGUGAAUUUUUUGUGAAUUUACCCUCCUGACUGUACAUAAGAAACAUGCAGAUGCCCUCAUCAGAAGACUGAGACUUUUAUGUUUGAAGUACAGCUGACUUAAGGGAUGCAAAAGAUAAUCAGAACAGGCUGGAUAAGAUUAUUAUAAUGUGCCUGGACAUGUAGCAUCGAUAGUGCACAAUAGGAAGUGCACUUACUGAAAUGCAGGGAGCGUUUCUCUGCAGUUCCACUAAAGUGCCAUCUUGCACAAUAUGUGUAGUACCUCUGAAAAGCUGGUUUCGAGAAUUAAUUUGUUCGGCAUUCGUAACAGUUUAUAGUGUGCUAAUGCAGACAGACUCGUUAAUUUUGCUAGCGCCCUGCUUGGGGUUUCGCUUACUGUUACUGGACAAGAUGUAAAAUAAAUUAGCAUGAAAGAAAGCAAAGAAAGCAAGUGCAAAAAAGACUAUUGAUGCAGGUGGGUGCAAUAUUGCAUGCACAUCUUUACCUGUCAUACUGUUUAGUGCGUGCCAACUUUAUUUGUGUAAUGUUGAGCGCAAACUUGCACCUAACUUUGUUAUAUUAUUUUGUGUGUGCCAGUUUCUUUAUGCCUUGCACUGUUAAUGGUCUCACUGCAUGCACGUGUGUGGCUUUUAUUGUGCCGCAUAGGCAAUACAAAGUGCUUCCUUUACUAGCUGUAAGCAAAGAGCAAGUUGAGGAAAGAAUAAUUAUACAAAACUUAAGCUUAUAUACAAAGCUUUAUAU
This is a messenger RNA of Dermacentor silvarum, 6059 nucleotides long. RefSeq names its product protoporphyrinogen oxidase-like (gene Ppox). NCBI's taxonomy places the organism in Eukaryota, Metazoa, Arthropoda, Arachnida, Ixodida, Ixodidae. Gene Ontology annotation, molecular function: protoporphyrinogen oxidase activity, oxygen as acceptor. Gene Ontology annotation, biological process: heme biosynthetic process. The record is from RefSeq and is a predicted model, not a curated record. Gene Ontology annotation, cellular component: mitochondrial inner membrane.